AUGGCGAGCUCAGCAACAAACUACUACGAUCUAUAUCGUCAUGGAAGUCUCGGUGUCGCCUUGACAGACGCUCUUGACGAGCUGAUUGGGGACGAGCGCAUCGACCCGCAGCUCGCCAUGAAGGUCCUCACCCAGUUCGACCGCGUCAUCGCCGAGACCCUGCAGGAAAAAGUCAAAGCCCGGUUGACCUUCAAGGGUUCUCUCGACACAUACCGCUUCUGCGAUGAAGUCUGGACCUUCCUGAUCCGCAACGUCACGUUCAAACUCGACAAUGGCAGCCAAACUGUACAAGCCGAUAAGGUUAAGAUUGUCAGCUGCAGCUCAAAGAAGACGGAGGAGAAGUAGGAGGCUUCUAUACCUUCCGUGACAACCGAUGAAGGCCGGAGCGGAACUGGGGUUUGAGAAUAGCGUGUAUCCAUCAGGUCUCGUGGGCCUCUGGAACGGUUCAAUAACUGCACCGUAACUGGGCUGUCAUUUUCUUCAGGCUCGGAUUAUGGCUGGCGUUGGCUUUGGGGCACAUUCAGGGCAUGGACAAGGAGUCAGGGUGGGAUGGCGUUUAUGGUUACGGAAGGAUGAUAUCUGCAAAAACUAGACAUGUUACCUUGCCUAUGGUAUUGGCUUACACCUCGGAGUGGUUGGAGUAGGAUGCUUGAAGGAGCACUGCAACUCGCAGCUUUCGCUUGACAUUUGCAUUUGUAAAAUCCAUAUCACAGCUUUCUCAAAUCCCAUCCUGGGUCUUCAACACUCCCCUUCAAUGUGUUCCGUUGCUGGAGGCUUGG
Parathielavia appendiculata is the source of this 779-nucleotide messenger RNA. RefSeq names its product transcription initiation factor IIA, gamma subunit. NCBI's taxonomy places the organism in Eukaryota, Fungi, Ascomycota, Sordariomycetes, Sordariales, Chaetomiaceae. The transcript has 3 exons. Gene Ontology annotation, cellular component: transcription factor TFIIA complex. Gene Ontology annotation, biological process: transcription initiation at RNA polymerase II promoter; RNA polymerase II preinitiation complex assembly. The coding region runs from base 1 to 345 and encodes 114 amino acids. The record is from RefSeq and is a predicted model, not a curated record. Gene Ontology annotation, molecular function: RNA polymerase II general transcription initiation factor activity; TBP-class protein binding.